Messenger RNA from Odontomachus brunneus, 8044 nucleotides. RefSeq names its product clustered mitochondria protein homolog (gene clu). Gene Ontology annotation, biological process: intracellular distribution of mitochondria. The coding region runs from base 1829 to 5740 and encodes 1303 amino acids. Lineage: Eukaryota; Metazoa; Arthropoda; Insecta; Hymenoptera; Formicidae. Gene Ontology annotation, molecular function: protein binding; mRNA binding. Gene Ontology annotation, cellular component: cytoplasm. The record is from RefSeq and is a predicted model, not a curated record. The transcript has 17 exons.
CGCACGAUACGCCGCGAACGAUCAACAUCCCUUGGCUAUACUUAAUCGUUAAGCUGACGCAGCUGCUCGUACUUUCGUCCUCUUCCAGACCGAGAGUGUAAAUCGAUCUUCAACGCUAGUGAAACUUACACGUACCUCACACGCAUUAGUACUUGCGUGACAUUAUCUCCUGCUGGGCUCUAUAUUUAGCUGUAAACACUAGAUAGAGAGAUCGAGUCUACCUACCUUUGAGCUUACAUUCAGGUUCGAGUUUUCUAAUUGCGCGAUGUGAAUUUUCUUGUUUCACAAACAGAGAACGUUAAUUGGAAAAGUAUUACAAAGUUCCGAAAGCACGACGUCCGAGAAACGCUCAAACUGCGUGCGAUGCUCUCCAAAUUUUUUGGAGUCAAAUUUCAUUUCGGAAAAUAGAUAAGUAAUCACCAAGUCACUCGAGUUUGACUUUUCACUCGGAUAGAGUGAGUUUUCCGCGCUCUGAGUCGUCGAGUGAAUAUUUCCACUCGAAAUUGAAGAGUAAAUCUGACAUACUCCAAUGUCACAGGUAGAUACUCUAAUCGAUUGAAACAUUCAGAUAUCAGAUGCAGAAUUCACUCCAAGUUUGAAUGGAACAUUUGCUUUUGCGAUUUCGAAUGAAACGAAGGAAACGAUAUUUCCACUAUCGCUUUGAAUACAACAAUUCUGCCACUUUUCACUCAUUUUAAGUGAGAUUCCGCGCGCUUCGCAAAAUUCCGAGAACAUUGUAUAAACACUCGAAACUUUUUCUUUUUUUAUUGUUUACACCCAUUGCGGCAACACAGACUCCGCACAGACUAUUUAUUAGGUCAACAAGAAGGAGAAGCCAAAAUUCACUCAAGCAAGUAUGACCUUUUGCAGAUAGAUGUAAUCGAUCGUUUUCUCAUUCUAACAGUGCGAAAAGGUCAAUGGAUGAUAAUGACGCCUGGUUGCGAUUCCGUAAUGGGCAACGUACCCUUGAUUAAAUUAAGCGGCGAUUUAAUGGCGACAGGAGAAAAGCGCGGCGAACCGCUCAUCAACGUCGCGAUAGGCAUCAGAGUGGCGUGGGCGGUGAUUUAUGAAUGAUAUUAUAAGCGGUUGGGCGCGCAUGCUUUCGUAUCAUCGUGCGUGAAUGAAACGAUGGUGACCUGUUCAUUCAUCCACACUGCGACGGAUGUUGAUGACAGAUCUGGUGAAGAAUACCGCGUAUUAUUGUAGAACCCAACGAGGACGCGUCCUUCUAGCCGAUAAACCGCGUAAUCCUACUUUGUUCCACUCUUCUUGCAAGCCGUUACGAGCGAGCCGCAAAUGUCCUUAUCACCUGUUGCGUAGCUGGUGUGUAAUUUUAACAAGCUCUCACGUUUCGAAACUUAGUACUCCGUAAGCCGAUAUUUCGAAAUAGAUUCCUUUUCUGCGCUUCAUGUAGUCAUAUACCUUAUCUAGACUCAUACGUAUUAUAAUGCGUGUCACUGUAUUACUAUACUUUACGUUCGCUCAUAGAAAUGGCGUAAUACAAUAGCGAUAACAUGAUGAUAAGAAGGUAGUGCUAUCAAGAAAAUCAGAAAAAUGCGAAAAACAAGCGGACAACUUCGUGGUAUAUACAUGCCACGAAUCAAAUCAACUGAAGCGGACCACGUAAGUAAAAAAAGAGGUAGCAGAAAGCGGUAGCACAAGCACAGCUGCGGAGAACGUCGUCGAAAAAGGAGAAGUCGAGGCAACCAAGGAGUGUGAGAAGGAGAAGGACAAGGACAAUAAGAAUAGCGACAAGAAUGAGAAGGAAAUAGAUACCGACAAGGAAAAAGAUGCCACGAAUGAACAGGAGGUCGUCUUCAUUCAGGACAUGGGUUUUACCGUCAAGAUCGUUAGCCCUGGUUCCGAGCCUUUCGACAUUCAGGUGUCGAGCAUGGAACUCGUGCAGGAGAUUCAUCAAUUACUCAUGGAUCGUGAAGACACGUGCCAUCGUACGUGCUUCUCGUUGCAAAUGGACGGUAACACGCUGGACAAUUUCGCCGAGCUGAAGAACAUCGAGGGCCUAAAGGAUGGUUCAAUCAUUAAAGUAGUGGAAGAACCGUAUACGAUGCGAGAGGCGCGCAUACACGUGCGACACGUGCGUGACUUACUCAAGUCCGUAGAUCCAGCGGACGCUUAUAACGGCGUCGAGUGCAGCAGUCUGUCAUUUCUCAACAUAGUCACGAACGGUGAUAUUUUGGAGAAAAAGAAGACCCGUGCGGACUCUGUUGAUUGCACGCCACCGGAUUACAUUACACCUGGUGGCAAGGACCGGCCGCUGUUACCGUUGCAGCCACAGGCGAAGGAGCAGAAAUGUCCGCCAUGUUUAAAAGUUCUAACGACAUCAGGAUGGAAUCCACCGCCCGGUCAUAGAAAGCUUCACGGCGAUUUGAUAUAUCUGCAUGUGGUCACUUUGGAAGACAAACAGUAUUACUUAACUGCAUGUGCUAGAGGUUUUUUCGUCAAUCAAUCUACCAAGGAAGUGUUUAAUCCAAAGCCGGCAACGCCGAGUCACCUGUGUCAUAGUCUUAUCGAGCUGCUCAAUCAAUUGAGUCCAGCGUUCAAGCGAGGAUUCGCCGCUAUGCAGCGACGUAGAACUCAGAGGCAUCCUUUCGAACGAGUUGCCACGCCUUACCAGCUUUACGCUUGGAGCGCGCCGCAAAUCGAGCACACUAUCGAUGCCAUUCGCGCGGAAGACACAUUCUCCUCAAAAUUGGGAUAUGAAGAACACAUCCCAGGACAAACUCGCGAUUGGAACGAGGAGUUGCAGACCACGAGAGAACUACCACGUAAAAAUCUUCCCGAGAGAUUAUUGCGAGAGCGUGCCAUUUUCAAGGUCCACAGCGACUUUGUAGCUGCUGCAACUCGCGGAGCAAUGGCUGUGAUCGACGGCAACGUGAUGGCGAUCAAUCCUGGCGAGGAGGCUAAGAUGCAGAUGUUUAUUUGGAAUAACAUCUUCUUUUCACUCGGCUUCGACGUGCGGGAUCAUUACAAGGAAUUAGGUGGCGACGCAGCGGCUUUUGUUGCGCCUCGCAAUGAUUUACAGGGUGUUCGUGUCUAUGCAGUUGUGGAUUUACCAGGUCUUUAUACUCUCGGCACUGUCGUCAUCGAUUACAGAGGCUACCGCGUUACUGCCCAAUCUAUUAUACCUGGUAUAUUAGAGCGCGAGCAAGAGCAGUCUGUAGUGUAUGGAUCGAUCGACUUUGGAAAGACUGUACUCACACAUCCUAAAUAUCUUGAAUUGCUGAAUAAAGCCGGGCAGCAGUUGAAGAUCCUCCCGCACAAGGUAAUUAACGACGCUGGUGAAGAAGUAGAACUUUGUAGCAGUGUGGAAUGUAAGGGAAUAAUCGGCAAUGAUUCGCGGCAUUACGUGUUGGAUCUAUUGAGGACCUUCCCACCAGACGUGAAUUUCCUUAAACUGGAAGGUGUAGAGCUGAGCAAGGAAGCGCGAGCCCUUGGAUUCCCCGUUGAGCACAAGCACAGAUUGGCCUGUCUUCGUCAAGAAUUGAUAGACUCGUUCGUCGAAGCGCGAUACGUUCAGUUCAUUAAGCACGCGGCUGUUCAUCUGCAACAGCUUACGUCAGCCAGAAGGUCUCAGAAGGAAAAGGAAACAACUGCAAAGGAAAGUAAGAAGGAAGAUUCAGCCACUACUGUAGCAACAGUUGACAGUAACAAAGAGGAUUGUACUCAAUCAUUGAUAGAAGCCGACGAAGCUAAGAAGAUUGUCGAGAGCAUUACUGAUUCGAUCACGGGCGGUGAAAAACAGGAACUGGAAGAAAGUACGAAAGAAGUCGUACGAAAAGCUGCAGCAGCGGUAGGCAGUUUGCGAGAGGCCGAAUUCGAUGUACGAUUCAAUCCAGAUGUGUAUUCGCCUGGUGUCAAGCAUCCUGAUCCUAAUGGCGCUGAUCUGAAGAAACAAAAGCAAUUAGUAAAGGAUGCUGCCGAUUUUCUGCUUACAGUGCAGCUGCCAACGUUCAUUCGAGAAUGCUUGGAUCACACGGCGGCAUCGAUGGACGGCGGUACGUUAGUAGAAGCUCUUCAUGGUAGAGGCAUUAACGUCCGGUAUCUCGGCAAAUUAGCAGCUAUGCUAGCCGCGGUACCGCAGUUGCAGUAUCUUAAUCACAUUGCUGUUUCGGAACUGAUUCUUCGAUCGGCUAAGCACAUUUUCACCUCUUAUAUGCAGGUAUUAAUAUUUAAGAAUAGAAAGGGAACAGAACUGAUGAGUCUAUCGGCAGCUGUUAGUCAUUUUCUGAACUGUUUGCUGUCCUCAGCCCAGAUUAUACAUCCGCAACAAAAUUUGGAAGAGCUUCAAAGCAAGGCUGCUAAACGUCGCAACAAACGUAAAGGCAGGAACAAUGGACCACAGCAGUCCGAGGUUGAAUGGGCGUCUUUAACACCUAAAUCACUAUGGCAGCAAAUAAAGAGCGAUCUAAAGGCUUACUACGAUUGGGAAACGCCGAGUCCGGAAUCAUUGGACGCUACGAUAGAGCACUUCCAUUUACAGAAGAUCUCGUUAUUACGCGGCUUCUGCAUUAAGACUGGUAUUCAGAUAUUGUUACGUGAAUAUAACUUUGAAAAUAAAAACCGGGUGACAUUCUUCGAAGAGGAUAUACUGAACAUCUUCCCCGUCGUCAAGCAUAUCAAUCCUAGGGCCAGCGACGCAUAUAACUUUUACACUACUGGUCAGAAUAAGAUUCAGCAAGGAUACCUAAAGGAUGGAUACGAGUUGAUCAGUGAAGCACUGAAUCUUUUGAAUAAUGUGUAUGGUGCUAUGCAUCCAGAGAUUGCACAGUGUCUGAGAAUGCUGGCACGUCUGAAUUAUAUAAUGGGCGAUCACGCGGAGGCGCUCGCCACUCAACAGAAAGCUGUUCUUAUGUCAGAGAGAGUCAAUGGCAUCGAUCACCCGUACACCAUUACGGAAUACAUACAUCUCGCCCUAUAUUCAUUCGCCAACGGUCAGGUAUCCGUAUCGUUAAGAUUAUUAUAUAGAGCGCGUUAUCUGGCUCUCUUAGUAUGCGGCGAAGAUCAUCCGGAAGUAGCCUUGCUUGACAGCAAUAUUUCGCUAAUUCUGCAUGCUGUCGGCGAAUACGACUUAUCCUUACGAUUCCUGGAACACGCGUUGACACUAAAUCUACGUUACCAUGGCGCGCGUUCGCUGAAAGUAGCGAUGUCAUAUCAUUUGGUUGCGCGUACGCAGUCUUGCAUGGGUGAUUUCCGUGCGGCGUUGAAUAAUGAGAAGGAGACAUACGCGAUCUACAAGCAGCAACUGGGUGAGGAACAUGAAAAGACAAAAGAGAGUAGUGACUGUCUUCGUCACCUGACGCAGCAAGCGGUUGUACUGCAAAAAAAGAUGAACGAGAUCUAUACGGGCAAGUCGAGCGUGAGCUUGCCGCCGAUCCAAGUGCAACCACCAAGUAUGGGUUCUGUGUUGGAUAUGCUUAAUGUCAUCAACGGCAUCCUCUUCGUGCAGAUCAGCCAACAAGACAUUGACAACUUUAAAGCGGAGAUCGAGAAACGGCAGAAAGAACAAUCGCCCUUUGCGGAUGGCGGCGGCGGUAGCAGUAGCGAAGCUAUCAACAAGACAAUUGAAGACAGUUGCAAGAAGGAUGAUAAGGAGAUAAAGACAUUGAAUGAUGUUACGGAGAGAAAGAUUGAGCCGAAGGUGGAAACAAACGAAGAUGGAAAGAAGCUGGAAUCUGACGAAGCAGCGACAUUGGAGCCGGUCGUUGCUGCAGAAAGCUGAGCCUUUUGCUCCAUCGUGAACAACGAACGAAUACUAGUAGUUUUUCCUUUCUCUUUUUUCUAAGCCCUAGUCCUUCUCCGAUGUGCCGUGCGUGCGCGCAGCGUUUUCAUCCCGAAGACUUACGACGACAACGAUAACUUCGAGCGGAAUCGAGGAUCGUCGUACACUUGAUUAUACGUUUGUUACUGUUUUAGUGCUGUUUAAAGAUCGAUUCAUACACCUAUAUCAGUGACCCAAUCAGUGUUGUGACUUUUCUUUGAUACACAUAAAUGGACAUGUUCGAACAUGUUAGACGUUAUAUCAUAUUUUUCGUUUUACUGUUUUCCCACACUGUCAUAUAAAGAAGAUUACGACGCUGAAAGAAUAAAUGUCAUCGAUACUGUGUAUAAAUCGAUCUUAUAGAACGUUUAGUCUGUCAAGCUAUGAGAACGAGAUUGCUACAAGAAGCAAAGUUACGACGUUUGUUGUCGAUGGCAUGUUUACGAAGAAGGGAAAUAUAUUCGCCGAGGUCGAAUUCUCAAACAAUGACUUCAGCUGAGCACGCAAAACGCACAUUCGUUUGUUAUACCAGAUGUAUAUAACGAAAUAGAGUGCCAUGUCGUUCGGAAAUUUAUUCAAUGCAAGCAUAGUUAGCGACAAGAUCAUUGAAAAACUCCUCGUCGCAAAAUCAAAGAGCAAUAUGUGAUUCUUUAAUCAUAUGCAUAACAACGUAACUUCACCGAGAGCUCGAAUACAUUCAUCGCAACAACGCAACGGCGAUAAGUGAUCAUUGAUGAUAGAUCGGUGAAUCUGUUAACCCUCGAUAACAUUCGAUACACGCGAUUAAACAGCGAAUUCGCAUUAGAUUCCAAAAACUGAUUUUUUUCUAUCACUUUCCUUUUAUUUUAAUUCGCGUUUAAUUUUAUACUAGUGUCUUUUUGUGAGAUCAUUGUUUUCUUUUCUACUAUGUUAUUAUCAUGUAUCGCUCAAUUUUAAUUGCCGAUAAGAAAGAUUUUUUCGGCUUUGUUAGCUUUUAAUUUGACACUAAACGCAUGAAACUCAAUUUGUCCAUUUACAUAUAAAACUGCUGAGAAAUCGAUCAAGUUACAAUGAUCUCAGAUAUUUUGACGUGCCUAUGCAUUCUAUAAAAAAUAGGAGUUUUAUUCAAGAGAACUUUAAACAAAUUCUAAAAAAAUACGAUGUAUUUUAAAUUUUCCUGAAAAAAGUUGUGUCAAAUUAAGGGUUAAACUAUAUUCGCGCGAAAAAAUGUGCUUCCAAUUACUUUCACGAAUAAUCUCGAAUUUUUUAGAUCUAUAAUUCGUGACAAAAUUCUGUUUGAAUUCUGUUCUUGCACGCAAUAUAUAAUAAAGAAGCAAUUCGAUGAUUUGGUUACGUUUGUAACUGUAUAUAUAAAUACAUAUACAUUUACAAAUCUUCGAGUUUUUCUUAUAUUAUAGUGCCCAUAAAAUUGUAAAUAGUAUUCCGUUCCGUAUUAUAGAUCUCGUCUUAAACGCGCUUUACCCUUAAUAAAUAUACUUAAUUAUUAUAAGGUGUUUAUUACAUCGUAACAUACACACACAUAUAUACAUCACCCCUUGAUAUUCUCGGUCUUAAAGAUGUGGUGAUAAAAAUACAACGUAAGAAAUGGCAUUAUCGCAUAUCCCAAUCAUGUUCAUGAAUAGAGUAUGCGGGAACUGAUCAUUAGUGAAGUUACCGUGAUUGUAGUUUGACUUGAAGGUCGCUAGCGUUUUGGCAAUUAUAGUCUUUAGCUCAUAAGAGAAAAUGAGAAUCGAUUGUUACCAAGUUGUUUAUAUCCAUUUUUGUUCGUUGUGUUAGUUCUGCUUUGUUAGAUCUAUCCGCGGUUUGGUUCAAUAUUUAUCUUCUUUUCUUUUUUUUCCAACGUGUGUGUGUGUGUAUAUAUAUAUAUAUAUAUAUAUAUAUAUAUAUAUAUAUAUAUGUAUGUAUGUAGGUGUUUUGUCGCGAUUUAAUUAUCGAGCAGAAGAUGAAGUGAACGACAGUGAAGUAGUCGCAAGAUAUCAUUGAUUACCGAAAAUAGUGCUGAUUAAUUUUGACCUCUCGUAGAUUUUAAGCAAUUUAGGCCUGAGAAGAAGAGCACCGUUGCCUGCAAUAGUAGUAAGAAUAGAAUGAACGAGCGAUCGAACGAUCAAAUUAUCGCUGUGCUAAGUGAUGUAUCAUCACAAUGUACGAUCUCUUUUCGACGAGCUCUCAUUCGCAUCGCAAUAACAAUAAUAACAAUAAAUUACUACAUUGCACUUGUUAGCCAAGUUGUAUUAUAAAAAAAGGAAUAUAACUGAUUAAGACCUA